Messenger RNA from Porites evermanni, 399 nucleotides. Lineage: Eukaryota; Metazoa; Cnidaria; Anthozoa; Scleractinia; Poritidae. The record is from the annotation of a GenBank genome assembly.
AUGAGAACACUACCGGAUAUCGAGAACCUUCUGCAGCCUUUAGAGCGUGCAAUCUCGGAUGUGCUUAUACCAUCGCUCAUAGGACGUAACUGCUCUGAGGCAGUGCGCGAUCUAGUAGCACUGCCGGUGCGUAUGGGAGGUCUUGGGCUCAUAAGUCCAUCUGAUAGUGUGGAUGCAGAGUAUUCAGCGUCUAUUAGUGCAAGCGCUCCACUUGUAAGCAAAAUAGAGGCGCAAUCCCAUGAGACCCCAGAAGAAGCCGAGGUACAACGACUGGUAUACGUCACCCGGAAAGAAAAGAAUGAUGGGCUAAGAGACGAGCUUGAGGAGGUGAAGGCCAUGUUGCCAGAUUAGACACAGAGAGCCGUGGACCUGGCCUGUGAAAAAGGCGCAUCCAACUAG